AUGGCCAAUACUUAUUUCUUUCUUUCUUUCUUUCUUUCUUUCUUUCUUUCUUUCUUUCUUUCUUUCUUUCCUCCCUCCCUCCGUUCCUUCUUUCCUUCCUUAUUUCGUUCGUUCCUUUCUUUCUUUCUUUCCUUCCUUCCUUGCUUAUUUCUAGCUUCCUUCCUCCUUCCCUAUCUUCUUCCUUCCUUUUUUCCGCCCUCCCUUCGUUCGUUCGUUCUUUCCCCCUCCUUUCCUUCCCCCCUCCCUCCUUCCCUUCCUUCCUUCGUAGUUUCCUUCCUUCCUUCCUCCCUCCCUCCUCUCUGUUCCUUCCUUCAUUCCUUCCUUCCUUUCCAUACUUCCUUCCUUUCCAUCCUUCCUUCCUCCGUUUCUUUUUCUUUCUUUCUUUCCUUCCUUCCUCCCUUCCUUCCUUCCUCCCUUUCUUCCUUCCUUCCUUUCCACCAUAGCUUCCUUCCUCUCUUUCUCCUUCUUUCUUUCUUUCUUUCUUUCCUUCCUCUCUUCCUCCCUCCCUCCCUCCUCCCUCCCUCCUUCUUCCUUCCUUCCUUCCUUCCUUCCUUCCUUCCUUCCUUCCUUCCUUUCAAAUUAACAAUCCUCCUUGGUUGUAAAGAUUCCGUUCAGUCGUUUCCCGUUUCACUUCUCUCUAUCAGUUUCCUAACGCUCAUUCACGAAUAUCUAUUCAUCUAUCUAUCUAUCUAUCUAUCUAUCUAUCGCAUAUUGAUUUUAUCUCAUACUGAUUCUAUCUAUCUAUCUAUCUAUCUAUCUGAUCCAGUUUCUUUCUUUCUUUCUUUCUUUCUUUCUCAAUCUUUUCAUCUAUCUAUCUAUCUAUCUAUCUAUCUAUCUAUCUAUCUAUCUAUCUAUCUGAUCCAGUUUCUUUUUUACUUUCUUUCUCAAUCUUUUCAUGUAUCUAUCUAUCUAUCUAUCUAUCUAUCUAUCUAUCUAUCUAUCUAUCUAUCUCAUACAGAUUUUAUCUAUCUCAUACCAAUCCUAUCUAUGGCGAAGAUCGGACUCAUUAAUCAUCCCCGCACCCAAAUAGAACCCCGCCUCAAUGAUUCGAAGUCAAGACCAUCUCUGCAUGCGGAAAACUAA
Molecule: messenger RNA, 1083 nt
Organism: Acanthosepion pharaonis
Lineage: Eukaryota; Metazoa; Mollusca; Cephalopoda; Sepiida; Sepiidae
Source: the annotation of a GenBank genome assembly